This is a messenger RNA of Caenorhabditis auriculariae, 5044 nucleotides long. NCBI's taxonomy places the organism in Eukaryota, Metazoa, Nematoda, Chromadorea, Rhabditida, Rhabditidae. The record is from the annotation of a GenBank genome assembly.
AUGAGCAGAAAGUGAGUUUUUUGAUAAAUUUCUAAUUUUGAAAAUAUUUUUUGCAGCAUCCGUGGUUUGCGUGACUUGCAAAGUGGUGGUGGCCAUGAUUCUGGAGCGGAUUCUGACGGCGAAGAUGGUCGUCAGGGAUUUUUUGUUGGCGGUAGUGAGCACAGGUCAGAAAUACCUGAAUUUAUUGAAUUAUUGGUUGUUGGGAUGUUGAGAAAUUCGUUUUAUGUGUUAAAUUGCUCAAAUUGGUUUCAAAUUGAGAUCUUUCACCGGAAAAUCUUAUUUUCCAGUGGCCAGCAAGUGUUGGGACCAUCGGGCCGCGACGGCGACGAUCUCGCGGCGCGAGUCUUCCAGUCGGCGUCGCGACAUGGAGCUGAAGCCGUCAGUGCAGACGACGCGACAUCGCGGUCGCGUCGUCCCGCGACUACAGGACGUGGCGUUCGUCUCAACGGCAAUCCCGAACCGGCGGUCCGUGUCAGCGACGGCGAGGCGACUGAGGGGCCGGUAAGGGAUGAAGUUUUGUUGAAAUAUACUUGUGAAGGGCUUUUUUUUUGUCAAAAAGUGUCUGAAAUGCAAGUUUUAAAGCGCGCGAAAAUGUUUGGAAAUUCAGAAAAAUUUUUAGUGGUCACUAUAGAGGCUCGCCAAGGACUAGUUGGAGAGGACGCUAAAGUGGCCACUAUUUUCCUUUUUAGUGGCCACUUCAGUAGUUUUUCAUCCAGUAUUCCUUCCAGUAACUCUGAUAAUUUUAAAACAAACAGAUUGGACCAGUUAUGUUGAUUCAUUGCCCCCUAAAGUGGCCACUAGGAGGUCUAGUAGUAGCACUUAGACCUCUAUACGGGCCACUAAUUUUUAACCCCUCAAGUGGCCACUAAUUCGACUACAAUAGUGGCCACUAAAACGUCAAAACCCUAUAGUGGCCACUAAAAACUUUCCCAGAAUGGUCAAAAUCUUCAAAAAAUGCACGAAAAUUGUCUUAAAAUGGUCGAAAAUGUUUAAAUUUUUUUUUUCGAAGUUUGCGAAUUGUCUAAAAUUGCUUCAAAAUGCACCAAAAUUUGUUUCGAAUCAAAGUUCGCUCUGUUGAAAAUUUUCAGGAGUGACCUUGUAAAAAAGUAACUUGAUAAGGCUUAUCAUAUCCAAAAAAUAACUGGUUCUACUUUACUAUAUUUUGGAAAAAUUAGAAUUUUUCCUAAGAUUCAGCCAUUUUUUCAACUUUUUUUGAAUAUCUAUUACUUGGUAUACAAUAUUCUUCUGACGAGCUUUGAAAAAUCAUAUCUGCGCUCCAGAACCUUUUCGAGAAAAAUUUAAUGGUUUUCCGUUACCGGGGGAACAAGGACUUUAUACCUUCCAAAAAGGAGCUCAAUCGGAGAAAUCGAAUUUUUCGGGUUUGAGAGCCCCUAACUUUUUUCACAGGCCUCGAGGGCAGUUUUCGAGACUAGAUUUGGAAUCAGCGUGAAAAACUACAUCUAGGGAACCUAGUCUCAUUCAGAAGUCCCACUGCGAAUGGAGACCAUUCCCUAGUGAAUCGAUUUUUUCCAGGUCCGCGUCACCUUGUACAUGUACCCCAACGGUUUCUCCAUCGACGAUGGUCCGUUGAGAAUGUUGAACGAUCCGGAAUCCGAACAGUUUAUUCAGGAUAUCAUGCAGGGGUGAAUAUCAAGAUUUGAUGGACUUUUUUCGUUUAUUCUUGAGAAUUUUGAAUUUAAAAUUGACCCUAAACCGAUAUAAUCCUCAUGGUUUACGUAGUAUCGUCAUUUUAUAGUUUUUAUGUCAUUUCAAAUUGAAAAAUUCGAUUUUUUUUUUAAAGCCAAAUCACGUGUAGCCGUCACUCAAACGUUAAGAUUUCAUUAUUAUGAUUUUCGUUGAUUAUUUCAAUUGACAUUAUUCAAUUAAAAAUAGCUCAAUGAAACUAAUUUUUUCAGCCGAAUCCCGAGGGAACUUCUUCAGCUCCAUCGUGGCCGUCAGAUCGAUCUUCACAUGGAACGAAAAUUGACUCCUUAUGAGCCGCCGAAAAUGAAACCUUUCCAGGUAAUUUUUUUUAUUUUUACAAAAAAGUUUGACUGGGUUUGUCUUCGUGUAGGUACAUCCAAUAUUUUAAAUGAUAAAAAGUUUAUAAUUUUUUUGAAAAGGUAUGCCGUGUUCAAAGUAAUUUUCGCGAUAGGCAAAAUUAUCUCUAACUCUCCAAAUUUUAGUUAUCUUUUUCAUUCUCUGACGGUUUUUUGGAUUUCGUAGAAUCACUUUUAACACGGAAAAAUUAUUUUUAACGCUCUGUUUAGCGCCUAGAAGCUUAUUAGGAAUGUUUUAUGUAAACCAUUUUUAUUAAUCUGAUAUUUUAAAUAUUUCUUCUUGGACAUUUUUUGGAGUGCAUUCUAAAUCUUCAAAAAAAUUAAAAGAGCGAAAAUUUUCAUAUAAAAACGCUUUUCGACUGCAAAUUUAGAAGCCGGUUUUUUUAGCCGAGAAAAUUUAUUGAAAGGAAUGAAGAUUUUCUCUCAUAGUGGUCCAUUGUUCCUGUAAUGAUCGUGUUUCAAUUCUCUUUUCAUUUUAUCCAAUUUUCAGGGAUCCGGAGCUCGGCUGGGGAACGUGGUGCCGACGGUUGUUGGAGCUGGAAGCAGCAGUGCGGCUCCUGAACCGGCUGCACCUCAGUCAACUCCAGAUGGUUCGUUUCUGAAAGAUUUGGUCGAAAGGGAAAAAAUAUUCAAAAAACAUACACCGGCUGGGGGAAGGCAGACCGCACUUUUGGGGGGUAGGCCGCACCCCAGGGUGGGAUCCAGCCGACGUAUGUCAAAAAAGUUCAAAGAAGACUGUAGGUUAAAGAGUUUUCGGUCCUUGGUAACGUAAACCGGCCUCUGACCAUUCCUAGUGGUCCCUUUAGCGGUGUCAAAACUCUUAAGUGAUUACUUGAAAAUAUCAGAAACGUUUGGUUCCCCUUGAAAUUAGUGUCAAUCCAAAAACCUACGUUGAGAGAUUUGAGAUGUGCAGGUGAAUAUAGUCUGUUCAGAUUUUGAAUGUCAAGUCAUCGCUUAAGCUCCGCCCCCAAUGGUGCGAUAAACCAAUCAGAGAGCGAGCCAUCCACAGAGUGUUUUUGAAUGACGUCAUUCUUGACUUUCAAAAUCUGAACAGGCUAUAAGCAGUCACCUAAGGUCACUUAGCAUCCCAGAAAAAAAAAACCCCUUGAGUCUCAUCUUCCGUACGCUUGAAACUAAACACCAUUGAAAAUAAAAUAAGUAAAAUCCCGAGAGUGGAAAUUUUCCAGAAGCAGCGAAAAACUUGGAGAAAGCCAAGGAAGAAGUGAAGCUCGAAGCUGGUCAACCUACUACUAAUGUAAGAGCUUUUUGAAUAUUGAGCUUCGAAAAUGGAUUUAACAGGUUCAAAUCCGUCUGCCAAGCGGCCAGCGACUCGUCGGAACCUUCAACCACACUCACACGGUUACUACUGUUCGCAGUUUCAUCUGCUCGUGGGUUUUUUUUCCCUUAAGUGUCUGAUUUUGACGAGAAGUUCAAAUAUAGUCCGUUCAGAUUUUGAAUGUCAAGUGGAAUGACGUCAUUUAGUAGUCAAGUCGAAUGACGUCAUUCGAAAACACUCUGUGGAUGACUCGCUCUCUGAUUGGUUUAUCGCGCCAUUAGGGGGCGGAGCUUGAGCGAUGACUUGACAUUCAAAAUCUGACUUUUGAGUUUUUUCAAUAUUCCAACUUUUUCAGCGCUUAUCCUGAAAUGGAAUACGCGCCGUUCCAGUUAAUGACAACUUUUCCAAACAAGGUAAUUUUUUAAAAUUAGCUUUUAGGUCCUUUUUAGCCAGAUGAAAUGCAUGUAUAAUUUUUUAAUGCCCUUGGUUCGAAAUUUCAUUUUUCCUAGACUUCACAUGGCUGACUUUUUUGGCGAAACUCGAGCGUUACCAUGCGCCUUCAAUAAAAUAUCUUUUGAUGAUAUGCGCCUUUAAAAGUUCAAAUGACGGUAGUCUUAAAGACGCAUGAGGGGACUUGGCUUGAUUUUUCCACGGAUUUUGUUUUCCUUGUUUUCAAAUUGGAAAUGAGGGAAGUAGUUUUAAAGGAACCUGUUCAUCGAAAAAACGCAGCUGAUUUCGAAACAUAACAUUUCGAAAAAGUAAUAUUCUGGAGCAAUUUCGUUUUGUUUAUAAAGGCAUCCUCAAUUAUCUAUCUAUUGGAUUGAACCUCGUUUUUUAAAAAGCUAAAAAUUGAAUAAAAAUGUCUUUUGUCAAUCGUAAUAGCCCAUUCCGCGCCCAAUCCUCACGAUUUUUCUUUAACCCGAGCUACAGAACCUUUCCCUUUGAAACGCGCGACCUGUUUUUGGGCAUGCGCCUUUAAUUUGGCUCAAAAUUUCGAUUAUAUUAGAGGCGCAGGAAGAGAAAGAUCCCUCGCGCAUAGUGAUUGGCUCAAAAUUUCGGCUUGUAUUAAAGGCGCAUGCAGAGAGAAAGACCGCGCGCAUCGAAGGGACGGGUUCCGGAGAGGAAAUCUUGAAAAUUUAGCGCGGAAUGAACUAUAUAUAGCUGAAUCGCGGCUGGCUUGAGCCAUCGAAAAAAGGGUCCUGACACGAGAAUAAAAGAGAUAGUGCUUGGUUGGAGGAGAGCGCAGACAUGCCCUUCUCUGCGCCAUCCUUAUCUCUCGGCGUCUCUCUCCUGUUUACGGGCUAUUUCCAUGUUUCUCUGACCUCGCCGGUGAGGGGACAGAGAGACGCAGACACGUGAAAACUGUCAAGUCGCGGUGAACGGGUUGGGAAAAUUCUCAGUGGCCACUAUAGAGGCUCGCUAAGGACUACUUGGAAAGGGCACUAAACCCACCUCUAUAGUGGCUACUAUUUUCCGUUUUAGUGGCCACUUUAGUAGUUUUUCAUCCAGUGUUCCUUCCAGUAACUCUGAUAAUUAAAAAAAAACAUAUUGGACCAGUUAUGUUGAUCCAUUGACCCCUAAAGUGGCCACUAAAAGUUUUCCCACGACUAUACAACAUAUAUUCAAGGUGAUCGAUGACGAAUCUUUGAGCUUGAAGGACGCGAAUCUGCUCAACGCCGUGGUUGUUGUCAAACAACAAUCUGUUUAA